Mercenaria mercenaria is the source of this 910-nucleotide messenger RNA. RefSeq lists its product as uncharacterized. The coding region runs from base 23 to 727 and encodes 234 amino acids. The transcript is spliced from 2 exons. The record is from RefSeq and is a predicted model, not a curated record. NCBI's taxonomy places the organism in Eukaryota, Metazoa, Mollusca, Bivalvia, Venerida, Veneridae.
CUUUGUGUUUGUCCUGCCGGAUAUGAAUGAUAUGCUGCCUGAAGUCAACUACGACAGACUGCCAAACAGGUCUGCAUCCCUAUUGCAGACGGUUCACAUGGAUAUUUUACAACAGACAGAAGAACUAAAGGAGUACGCUAGGACGAACAUAGACGCCCUGCCGAAAGAGGAUAUGAAAACGAUUCGCAAGCGAGGCAAGCGCUCUGCCCCAUUGGCGUUUAUUGGGGGUCUCAGCAAAUCAUUAUUUUGUACGGCCACUUACGAUGAUGUCGCAAAAGUGGCCAGAAAGGUGAAUAGGAUCAUUGCCACUGAACGGAAAUUGGACAAGGGCGUUCUUCACUUGACGGAGAACCUGGAAAGUUACAUGAAAGUUAACGACGACCGGACUGACAGAAUUAAAGCCCUGGUUGAUGCCACUCAUGGCGAAGUACAGGCUGUUGAGAAAACCUUGCAGGCAAUGCGAUCAAUGGAAAAAGUCAAAAAGGAGUUCCUUAUCAAUCUUACCACCGCAAUGGAUUCACAAAUGUACAUCGCUGGAAAGUUACGAGAGAGGUUGAUCGAGAUACGGUACGCCAUUGACGCGCUCAGCGAGGGAAAGCUUCCGAAAUCCCUCAUUACGGUCCAGGAUAUACAGUCCGUCCUAACUGACGCAAAUGAGCAGAUUGGAGUACGGAAACACUUCGGCGAUCGGUUUCGGUUCACGGUUCUGACCCCCAUUUCUACUUGACGCAACCUAACUUUUUGUCGUACACCUUGUUAGGAAUCGGGAGAUUGGGGAUACAAUCAAGAUGCCGGUCGGAGUGGAGUCCGCGUACAAUCUGUUCCGUUUGCAAACUUGGGUCGUGCCAGUUUCCAGCAAGUCGAAAUUCGACACGUAUAUACAGGACUUGCCUCUCUACUUAGCAUUGAC